Agrilus planipennis (emerald ash borer) is the source of this 3496-nucleotide messenger RNA. Its product is annotated as sodium-dependent noradrenaline transporter-like. The record is from RefSeq and is a predicted model, not a curated record. Gene Ontology annotation, biological process: sodium ion transmembrane transport; dopamine uptake involved in synaptic transmission. The transcript has 16 exons. Gene Ontology annotation, cellular component: presynaptic membrane; neuronal cell body membrane; neuron projection. Gene Ontology annotation, molecular function: dopamine:sodium symporter activity. Lineage: Eukaryota; Metazoa; Arthropoda; Insecta; Coleoptera; Buprestidae. The coding region runs from base 220 to 2397 and encodes 725 amino acids.
GAGACCGACCUAGAGUCCUACACAUCUCCAAUUAAAACCCUCCAAAAGGCCAUUCACCAUCACCAGCCCGAUCCGUUUCUGGUGGGCAUUGUUCCCAAAAAUAGAAAACGGCCACCGAAGAGUAUCACGCACAUAUUUUUGAGGAGUAAAAAGCGCGCCAAAAAAUUGAACGACGAACUUGUUUACGCAAAGAAGGCUGGAGAUGAUGCUACUGCCUCGAUGAAAGAGAGAAAAUCGUUCGAAAAUGGAAAGGAAACGGAUGUUGUCGGUAAGGAAGCUGUACUGUCGUCGUCGAUGGGUAACAGAGAAAGCGUAGGGAGAGGAGAGGAUGACGAUGGGAGUGAUAAAAAAGAAGUGCAGAGCAGGACUAGCACAUGUCAGAGAUCCACUCCGACAUCCACUCUGGAUGACGGCUACGAGUCCUGCAACAGCACGCCGCAAGGAGGGCAACAAAGAUUAAUUCGCCAACAAUCUAGUCCGUCGUCCACUCUAGGGUUUACACCAAAUUUAAUUCCAAAAAACUUGCAGGUUCAGGUCGAAGAGGACGAAAGAGGAUUCGAAUCACUACUGGCUUCCAGUAGCUCCAGUCAGGCAGAAGCCGAUCCCGACUCUCCUAGGGAAGAAGGAGGUGACGAUCGGGAAACCUGGGCUUCGAACGCGGAUUUUUUACUUUCCAUAAUCGGCUUUGCAGUUGAUUUGGCCAACGUAUGGAGAUUUCCUUAUCUCUGCUACAAAAACGGUGGUGGUGCGUUCCUUAUUCCGUAUAUUUUAAUGUUAGUGUUCGGUGCAGUUCCUUUAUUCUAUAUGGAAUUAAUUUUGGGCCAGUUUAGUCGUCAAGGUCCUAUCAGUGUGUGGCGCAUCUGUCCAUUAUUCAAGGGUGUCGGAUUUUGUGCUGUACUCGUAGCAUUUUACGUCUCGUUCUAUUAUAACGUUAUAAUUGCAUGGUCACUAUACUUCUUGGCGUCCAGUAUAAAAGUGGAACUACCAUGGUUACAUUGUAACAAUGUUUGGAAUACGGACCUGUGUUGGGAAAGUAUGUUGCCGGAAAACAGAAACAACCAAACUGCCGUCCCUAUAAUUAAUAAUAUAUCAACGGUGUCAAUCGUCAAUACGCAUACGCCAGCUUCUGAAUUUUUUCAUCGCGCUGUUCUUGAGAUGCAAUGGAGCGACGGACUUCACGCAAUGGGUUAUCCCAAAUGGCAACUUGUUCUUUGUUUGUUAAUUGUAUAUACCAUGUUGUACAUUUCGUUGUUUAAAGGGGUCAAGUCAUCAGGUAAAGUUGUUUGGGUAACAGCAACUAUGCCCUACGUUGUACUUAGUAUUUUAUUAGUAAGGGGUUUGAUGUUACCCGGAGCCGUGAAGGGUAUCACUUAUUAUCUUAAGCCUGAGUUAUCAAAAUUGAGAGAAGCUCAAGUUUGGGUUGACGCAGCUGUUCAAAUAUUUUAUUCUGUGGGUGCAGGGUUUGGAGUUCACUUAUCUUAUGCAAGCUACAAUACAUUUCAUAAUAAUUGCUUUAGGGAUUGUAUUGUAACUACAAUUGUUAAUUCGUUUACAAGUUUCUUUUCUGGUUUUGUAAUAUUCACAUAUUUGGGAUUUAUGUCUCAUAAGCAAGGGGUUCCAAUCAGCACCGUUGCUACCGAAGGACCUGGCUUAGUAUUUCAGGUUUAUCCUGAAGCAGUAGCCACUUUACCAGGAUCACAUUUGUGGUCUAUGUUAUUUUUCUUCAUGCUCAUUAUGCUUGGAUUAGAUUCAGCCAUGGGAGGUUUAGAAUGUGUAAUCACAGGCUUGAUGGACGAAUUUUCCCGAUUUUUCAAAGAAAGGCCUCAUUCAAGGGAAUUUUUUACUUUGGGGGUUAUCAUUUUGUCGUUUUCAGUAUCCCUGAUUAAUGUGACGCCGGGUGGAAUUUAUAUGUUCCAUUUAUUUGAUACUUAUUCCGCGGGAAUUUCCCUCCUUUGCUCGGCAUUAUUCGAGGCAAUAGCCGUGUCCUGGUUUUAUGGUCUGGAUAAAUUCUCGCAAGACGCUUACGCCAUGCUGGGACGACGGCCCGGGUGCUAUUGGAGAAUUUGUUGGAAAAUUAUAAGUCCUUCUUUCAUCAUCGGCGUCGUAAUAUUUGGCUUGCUGUACCACGAACCUUUGCAGUAUAACGAGUACCUUUAUCCCAGCUGGGCAGAAUGGGUUGGGUGGUCACUGGCAUUAUCGUCCAUUUUAAUGAUACCGUUGGUUGCGAUUAUUCAGAUCAUUAAAACGCCUGGUACUUUAAAAGAGCAACCCUGUUCCUCUAAGACAAUUGAGUCCAUUUUCCCUCAAUUUGUUAAGUUCAAACUUAAUCGAAUAGGUAGGUACCUAUAUUGUGCGAGUAAAUCGUGUAUUUAUUGUAUAUUUGAGAAUAGGUGUUAGCGAAUAUAUGUAUGUAUGUAACUACAACAUAAUAAUAUUGAAUGUCAUACUUAAUUUUUUAUGGCAUACGAUGUCUUUGUUAAUAAGCAAUGCAAUAAGGAAUCUGAAUUAAAGAUACCAACAAAACUGUUUUAAAAAAUGCAAAUAGUUGGAAAUGUGGUUCUUAUUUGAAAAUGAUAUAACAUUUGCAUUAUGUAUAUUGACACUUUAAGAUGAACAGCUUUGAACUUUAUGGAAAUUUGGGAUACAUAAUUUCUGAUUUAGUUUUGAAUGGGGUAGUGGUGAAUUUUCACUCCAGUGUAGUAUUUUUCACAAUACUGGAUUUUGUAUUUCCGCUGAUUAAACAUGAGAAAAAUGUCCACAGAAUAUGGGAAAUUAUAGAAAAAGUGUAAAUAACUCGUUGUAUUACAAAAAAGUUGGUGUAUCUUGGGCAAUAGAAAAUUUAUGGUUGUAUUGGUGCGUAAAAUAUUUUUGUAAAUAAAUAAGUUAAGCCUUUGGAAAAGCAGUAGGUGCUUACUAUCCUUUAUGAUUUGUUAACUAUCAGGUGUUUAAUUAUUAUAUACCUGAUGAUUUUUCUAAAUAUUUUUAAAGGAUACGCACUACUAAAUUUUGGCACAUUAUCCUUCACAAAAUAUUUUAAGCCUUUGGCAAAGCAGUAGGUGCUUACUAUCCUUUAUGAUUUGUUAACUAUCAGGUGUUUAAUUAUUAUAUACCUGAUGAUUUUUCUAAAUAUUUUUAAAGGAUACGCACUACUAAUUUUUGGCACAUUAUCCUUCACAAAAUCUUUUAAGCCUUUGGAAAAGCAGUAGGUGUUUACUAUCAUUUUUGAUUUGUUAACUAUCAGGUGUUUAAUUAUUAUAUACCUGAUGAUUUUUCUAAAUAUUUUUAAAGGAUACACACUGCUAAUUUUUGGGACGUUAAAGGAUAAAAAUGAAAAGUUGACGUAGGGUCCAAAACGUGUUAUAAUUGUAAUUUAAGAUUGUAAAUAAUAACGUAAAAAGUAUUUACAAAACAUUUUCGAUUAUGAUUGCCUUCCAUAGUUGAAAAUGUUCUCAAAUAGAAACAAUAAUUUAUCGUUGUUGUAGAUGGCCAAUGUGGC